GGAAAACAGGUGCAGAUAGUUUGUCUUCCCUCUUUAUUAAUCUUUAUCGUUUCUUCACUCGUCUUCCUAGGCUCUGCUUGGAGGCCAGGGACCCGUACUGCGGCUGGGACUUCAGGCAGCGCAAAUGCACGACGCUGGAGGAAAGCUCCAACAUGAGCCAGUGGAAACAGAACAUCACCGUUUGUCCGCUGCGGAACCAGACCAUCGACGGCCGCUUCGGGUCCUGGACGCCGUGGCACCCCUGCAGCAACGAAGACGCCCUGGACGGCGUGAGCUCCUGUUUGUGUCGCUCCAGAUCCUGCGACAGCCCCGCCCCUCGGUGCGGCGGCAAAACCUGCGCAGGGCCAACCAUUGAAGUCUCAAACUGCUCCAGAAACGGAGGCUGGACACCGUGGUCGUCGUGGGGACAGUGCAGCACGACCUGCGGCACAGGCUUCGAGCUGCGCCAGCGCUCGUGUAACAACCCGUCACCCCGGCACGGCGGACGCGUGUGCGUGGGGCCCACCAGGGACGAACGGUUCUGCAACGAGGGCGUGUCGUGUCCUCAGCCCAUUUUCUGGACGCCGUGGGCCUCGUGGACCAAGUGCAGCACAGAGUGCGGCGGAGGCGUCCAUUCCAGGGUCAGGUCCUGUGAGAACGGCAACAGCUGUCCAGGAUGUGCACUGGAGUACAAGGCCUGCAACCUGGAGGCAUGUCCAGAGGUGAAGAGGAACACGCCUUGGACGCCCUGGAUGCCGGUCAACGUGACCCAGGGCGGGGCCCGCCAGGAGCAGAGGAUGCGCUACAUGUGCCGGGCCCACCUGGCCGACCCCCACGAGCUGCAGAUCGGACGGAGGAAGGUGGAGACGCGCUUCUGUCCAAAUGACGGGACGGUGGUCUGCGAUACGGACAGCCUGGUGGAGGAGUUGCUAAAAAUGCCAGUGGUGAGAACGGCGGGGACGAGCUGGUCGUCGUGGGAGACCUGGUCCAGCUGCUCUCAGAGUUGUGCCAAAGGUUACCGCACCCGUCGGCGGACCUGUUCCGGGCCGGAGGGGAAGAGCGCCCCCGUGGCGUGUCGUGGUUCCCCUGUGGAAUACCAGGACUGUAAUGUGCAGGCAUGUCCCGUGAAAGGUGCGUGGUCCUGCUGGUCUCCCUGGUCUCAGUGCUCAGUGGGCUGCGGCAGCGGCCACUACCAGCGGACACGCUCCUGUAACAGCCCCGCCCCCGCCAACGGAGGAGACAUCUGCAUAGGCCUGCACACCGAGGAGGCCCUGUGCAACACACACACCUGUGACGAUUGCUGUAAGUGCGACACGGUGUCGCCUCUGGACGGCUGGUCCGGUCGGAGUCGAUCGAGGCUGAAACCCGGUCACCAGCAGAUGUCCAGGACUCUCUCUGAGGCUUUCGCUGACAGGAGGGAACAGAUUGUGCUCACAAAGCGACAGGUCGGUCGGUCCGGGACCGGUAGGAAAGGCGGAUGGAUGGCCUGGUCUCUGUGGUCGGCCUGCGAUGACUCCGGCUUCCAGACCAGGAGUCGGGUGUGCGGCGCUCAGGGAAGCGCCCCCUGUGUGGGGAACAGCACUCAGCGCAGGGACUGCAACGAAAUACCUGUCAUUCUCCCGGCAUCUGGUUUUGAUAAGGACCAACAAUGCGGAGCCUUCACCUCCAUCCACCUAAUCGCCACCGGUGUCUCCUGCUUCCUGGGGGCGGGGCUGUUGUCCUUCCUCGUCUACGUUUACUGCCAACGGUUCCACAAGCCCUCGCAGGAGUCCGCCGUCAUUCACCCGACCACGCCCAACCACCUCAACUACAAGGGCAACACCACACCAAAGAACGAGAAGUACACACCCAUGGAGUUCAAGACGCUGAACAAGAACAACCUGCUGCCAGACGAACGAUCCAACUUCUACCCGACACCGCUCCAGCAGACCAACGUCUACACAACCACCUACUAUCCCACACCGCUCGGCAAGUUUGACUACCAACCCAACUCCUCCCCCUCACCGUGCAGAACCUACAACAACAGUAACAACAGCUGAGACGCAGCCCGCCGAUGACCCUCCACCACCCCCAUCCCGCUCUCUCUCUCCCCCCACCCCCGAAACGGACGCCGCUACCAUGGUGACAUAAGUGAACCAAUGUGAACUGAAAUGUUAUUCAGAGCUUGGCAACGUCUCUGUGCUCUACGCCGUCACCUCCCUGAACCCGUAGUCUCUUCUGCCUGGUGGCGUUUGUGUUUUCAGGGUUGGUUGUUUUUGGGACUUUCCGUCGAGAGACGUGGAUUCGGACUACAAAAGCCCGGCUCCUGGUAAAGUCAAGAACUUAUGCAACCGGUCUGGGGGCGCGUGUUUUUGUAAGGAAUCUGUCGGGGAUGUCGCUGUGUCAGCGCCAGCGCUUUAUGUGGGGAACAAGCGAAAAGAAAGUCAACAAAAGGCCGAACUCUGGCUUUGAGGAGAUUGUCGCUACCGCUUCGAUGCAGGUGCCGGGUCGUCGACCCCCAUCUGCAUAGACCGAUGGGAAUCUGACAACAACAACAACAAAAGUAAACUUUUUUACGGGAUAAGAGUUACCUUUUUUUAUGUUUGGCUCUCUCUCCAUUACAAACAACAUUCUUGGCCUGUAAUGAACUUGAGUCCCUCAACAACAAAAGCAGUUUCGGAGAACAAAGGGCACACGUGUUCCUCGUCCUCGCCGCACAGCACAGGGUGAGGCAACGACAACAAAAGAGAAAACUGAAUGAAGUCGAUGACAAAAUAAAUUACAGAUCGAUAUCAGCGCGGUGGAGUGGGAGAGGAAAUGCGUUCACUCUCUCCCUCGUCCUCCCCAUUGUUGGUAUUUUCACAUGACGGGAAAGAUAAGAAGUUUAAAGUUGAUUAAGCUUUUGUGAGGCUGUUUGGGGAAACUCGCAUGAAGCACCGUCACCCACAGCUGAAGAGAAUUAUUGUCUAAAUCUGCUUUCGAUCAAAGUCCCAAUCCCGUUUUGGAAGACGCGGAUGUGCUUGUGUGAAGGUCACAGCCGGGAAUUCGGUGGGGCUGUUCGGAACGGCAAAAGCUUUGGGAAUGCCGCGGGUGCCUGGGGUGAUUUUAUGUUCCCAUUUCUGUUUUGUUUGUUUUUCUCUUUUUGUUUCAUCCGAGAACAACGAGGACUCCCGAAGAAGAGGAUUGAUUGAUUCUCCAAUUAAUUCUCCACUGAAUGAAUGCAAUUCUACUGAGAGCUAAAUAGUUCAGUGGUCAUAUCAAAUAUGGCCAGUGUGCUGAAGAACUGGAUCGGGGUUUUUUCAGUUUUUUUUUUUUUUUUUCUAUGACGGUAGAAUAAGCUAGCAGACUGGCACUUGUUCUUUUCUAAAUGUUUCGUUUUUACAACGGUUUUCUGUUCACAACGACCUGUAGCAUAGAAGGAGAAUAUUUUGUUAAAUAAGAAUAUAACUGAUUAAUAACUCUUGCUUCUCUAAUUUCAUUUUCAUAACAAAUGCAUCGUCAACACGUGAAAUGUUACAAAAAUAAAACAAUGAAUUUUAAAGUCUCCUUUUUUUUGGGUUUCUUUUAUAUGAAUACUAACAAAAAAUCAACCCCUUUCACCCCCUACUUGAAAAUAGAAAGGAUAAAAAAAAAAUAAAAAAAAAACUUAUGCUUGCUUAGAAGAAAAUGAACGCAUGAAUGUGUGAAAGUGGAGACUGUUUGUGUGGAAAGAGAAAAAAUACAACAAAAAAGGAAAAAAAUAGGGUUGCUUUGUUUUGUACCAUGUAAAUGCUUUCAUACAUAUGAGGCGGUUUUUAUCUGUGUGUGUGUGUUGUGUGUCUGUGUGUGUUUCCAAAUUCUGUCACUCUUCAGAUGUUCAGCUUGUUUUUUCUGUUUCACGUCUGAGAUGUUAAUCGUAAGUCAAGCGUUGCGCCACUUGGUGGAAUGUACAUUAUUUAUAGCUUGGUUUGUAAAAGGCCAUUUUCACUGGAAUAUUUUAUUGUUACUGCCUGAUCAAUGAAUGCUAACUCGCCCAGGCUAACUCACGUUCAAGCUAAUGUACACGCACGACAUGAGAGCUCUAUCUGUAUAUAGGAGCAGCAGCCUUCUGCCCAUCCAAUGUCCCUGAAGAGGAAUGUGUAAAUGACUCUGUAUACUGUAUAGCUAACAUUUUGUUUAAAAAAUAAAAAAGAGAGAGAAGCCUUAUAGUUUAAAAAAAAAAAAAAAGUGCAGCAGCUAAGUACACAAUAAACCCUGCGGUUUGUUUGGGGUCGGAGCUCCGUGACAUGACCUGCCGCCUGUGGCUAACGCGACCUCCCCCAGCUGCCCAAACAAACGAGAUCGACUGGCUGUACCGCUGACGGGAAUCAAAAGCAAAAUGGAUCAAAUAAAAUAAGCUAACUGAGAACAAAAGGAUCUCUUUGAUCGUACUAAUUUUCUAUUGGCCCCGGUCUAAAAGCUCUACACGCGGUUGGUCGUUCUGAGCUCCGGCCCCCGGCGAUGUGAGGCUCUGUGCCCCUUCUAUGCAACUUACCAGGUGUACUGUUAGACCUGUCGUGUAGACUAUAAUCACUGCCUUUUAGACACUGUGAACUUUUUUGUACCCUAUAUUUUUGUAUAUUGUACAUGAUUAAGGACAAUAAACCUUGAUGCCAACA
Poecilia latipinna (sailfin molly) is the source of this 4595-nucleotide messenger RNA. It is a transcript of the gene sema5ba, whose product is annotated as sema domain, seven thrombospondin repeats (type 1 and type 1-like), transmembrane domain (TM) and short cytoplasmic domain, (semaphorin) 5Ba. The annotation marks the transcript as partial. The transcript is spliced from 13 exons. NCBI's taxonomy places the organism in Eukaryota, Metazoa, Chordata, Actinopteri, Cyprinodontiformes, Poeciliidae. The record is from RefSeq and is a predicted model, not a curated record.